Molecule: messenger RNA, 636 nt
Organism: Blastocystis hominis
Lineage: Eukaryota; Bigyra; Opalinata; Blastocystidae
Exons: 4
Coding region: 1-636 (211 amino acids)
Source: RefSeq, a predicted model, not a curated record
AUGCAAUUGAUUGGAGUCAUAAUAAGUUACACUUUCAAACUCGAGCCAUUACCUGACUAUUCUGGCGAAGUUCAUCCUUCUGAAGCGAAUAAGUGUGUAAUAUUGAAGGAAUGGACAAAGCGUGAAAUUGAAACCCUUCAACCAGGAGUCGACAGCGAUCUUUUUGUUUCUAUAGUAACCGAAGGCCUUCGUCGUUAUAGUUCGCGGGACCCGCUCUUUGUUAAACGAAUCGAGGAAUUGCUUGAGGAAGAAUCCUCCAUCUUUUUAAGAGAGCUUGAGGCGUGCGUUCACACAAGAGCUAAAAGCCUCGAAGAGUGUGAUAGUUGUAUGUGCUAUUGUUAUCCAUCUGUUGCAGAAAAGCUCGGACCUUUCACUGGCGAAAUUGAUUACGAGCAGGAGCUUUCUCACUUGGAAAACGAUCUUUAUCAUUUAGAGAAGAAGAUGAAUAUAUUGCUGGAGGUAGAUCCAACUCUUGGGGAAGCAAGGAGUAAUAACAGUGAGGAUUUGGAACAUCAGCAAGAGACAAGAAAGUAUCACAAAAAGAAACACCAUCGUCAUCACCACAGAAAGAAGGAUUCAUCAGUUGAACGUCUAAUUUACUCCGAUAUUGAGACAUCAGAGCUGUACGAAUAUUAA